UCCCUGCUCCUCCCCUCUCUCACUCAGGCGUUCUGCUGGGCUCCCGUCCAAACAUUGACUGACUCCAGAGGACUCAAGUGGAGUCGAAGCACUGCAGCGCUUCCUGCCUGCUGGGAAAGACUAAUGUAGUGAGAUCUUAUUGAUCAUCUGUAUGGAAUUCUCUAUUUUUGCUGCUUCCUUUGAAAUCCCGGGGAAAAGCAUCCGACUCAACAUCCAGACAAACAAACAUAAGGACCAACAUAUGGAGAGCAGUGAGCAUUGCAGCGUGAACUGGACCUCUCCUCUCCCUGGUAACUAAGAGCAAGCGAGAAUAAUAGUCAGCGCUGUCCUCCCAGCUCGCUUGUGGGUGGAUGCGGCUUCCAGCAGACUGCUAUAAGGGAGCAAGGAGACUGUGAGGAAGUGAAGAGAGCUGCAAUGAUCAGCCAGAAAUGGACCGUUACCUUCCAGGGGAUCCAUUUUGCAUAGUUUUGAUCAAGAUCCGCUAUUAAUCGUUCAGUUUAUUAGCUGGCGUUAAGCAUCCCUCGCAAGCUUGCUUUGUAGAUGAACGUGAAGGUUGUUUCGAAGAUGACGGGAGGCUGCGUCAGGACCAGCUUUUUGGCACUAAUAAUGUGUUUGGUGCCGAAGACAGUUGAUACCGACAACAGUGUUUAUCCCAGAAUAAGGCUCUCACACAAAGAACUCUGGCAAUUGAACAGAACCUGGGUUUUUCAAGUCAACGGCGUCCCUCUUCAGCCCCAGACCAUGCUGUUGGAUGAAGGCCACGAGAGGCUUUACGUCGGGGCCAAGAAUACCCUGUUCUCCCUCAGCCUGGACCAGGUCGACAUGCACCACAGCGAGAUCCAGUGGGCCAGCACCGAAACGCAAAUAGAGGAAUGCUUGAUGAAGGGGCGGGAAAAGAUGGAGUGCGCAAAUUACAUCAAGGUCUUGCAGCAGUACAACCAGACACAUCUUUUGGUCUGUGGGACCGCAUCGUUUAACCCCAUCUGCGCACUUGUUCAUGUGGGACACAGAGGAAGGGACAACCUAUUCAUUCUGCAAGAGGAAAGCAUUUCAAGUGGGAAAGGCCGGUGUCCGUUCAACCCCAACAGUCCAUGCACCUCUACACUCUCAGGUGGAGAGCUGUACAUUGGCCUUUACACGGACUACUGGGAGAAUGAUGCUGCUUUGUGUCGACUAAAUAACCGCACCUAUACGCGCACUGAGAGGGACGACAGGCAGCAACUAAAUGAGCCGAGAUUUGUCGGUUCAGCGCUUAUUCCCGACAACGACGACAAAGAUGAUGACAAAGUUUACUUCUUCUUCACCGAACGUGAGGUGGAUGCAGAAGGCGUCAACAAGGCCGUCUACACCCGCAUCGGACGAGUCUGUGCGAAUGAUCAAGGGGGGCAGCGGAUGCUGGUCAAUAGAUGGAGCUCCUUUCUGAAAACUAGACUAAUUUGCUCCGUGGCUGGACCCGAUGGCAUUGAUACUCACUUUGAUUUACUUGAGGACGUCUACGUGCUCAAGAACAAGGAUGGGAAAAACCCAGAAAUCUUUGGUCUCUUUAGCACAACAAGUGCUGUGUUUAAAGGCUAUGCAGUUUGUGUCUACCACAUGGACGACAUCAGAGCAGCAUUUAAUGGUCCGUUUGCCUUCCGGGAAAGACCUGAGCAUCAUUGGACUCCUUCUGAGGACAGAGUCCCUUACCCACGACCUGGAUCUUGUGCCAGCAAAGUCAACGGCGGAGGCUUCUCCAGCUCCAAGGAGUUUCCCGAUGAGGUUCUUCGCUUUGUGCGCUCUCACCCAGUCAUGUAUCGUCCAGUUCUUCCGCAACGUCAAAGGCCGGUCUUCCUGCAGACUGAGCCGAGCAGGAGAAGGUUGACUCAGAUUGCGGUGGACAGGGUCCAAGCCCAGGAUGGACCUUAUCAUGUUCUUUACAUUGGGACAGAUGACUCACUAGUUCUCAAAGUUAUCACAAUCUACAACAAAGACGCGGACACAAUAGAAGAAGUGCUGCUGGAGGAACUUCAAGUUUUUGAGUUUCCAACACCAAUAAAAGAGAUGAUUAUAUCACCUAAAAGGCAACAUUUGUACGUGGGCUCCGAAGCAGGCGUUGCUCAGGUCAAACUGCACCAGUGCGCCCUCUAUGGCUCUGAAUGCGCCGAUUGCUGCCUGGCUCGAGACCCUUACUGCGCUUGGGACGGUCUCACCUGCUCUAGCUACUACCCGGGUGGAGUGUACACCAAAAGCAGACGAUUCAGGCGACAGGAUAUUCGUCAUGGCAACGCCGUCCAGCUGUGCAACGGCCUGCAAAUUGAUGAUGAACAAUGGCACAAAUCCGAGGAGAAGACUGUGUAUGGUGUCGAAGGCAACAGCACAUUGCUUAACUGUGUCCCUCGAUCUCUUCACGCCAAGGUGCUCUGGUUCAUACAAAAUGGGGACAACAAACAAGAGGUUCACGAAGACGAGCACGUGAUCUGGACUCCGCAAGGGCUUCUUCUUCUUAGCGUCCGUAGCUCUGACGCCGGCGUGUACGUCUGCCAGACAGUGGAACACGGCUACGUGCACACCCUAUUACGCGUCACCCUACACGUGCUCAGCGGGGACGCUUUGGACCACGCUAUCAAGCCUAACCAUGACAAAACCGGAGCCCCAUGUCAGUCCCAGGCCAACCCCUCCACACGCCCAAAUUUCAGCCCCAGAGCUGCUUUGCCCGGCCCCCAUUCCAGGCAGUGGUACAAGGAGUUCCUCCAACUGGUCGACUACAGGGACGCCCAAAGAGUGGAUGAAUACUGCGAGAGGGUGUGGUGCCCCGAUAAGAAACGUAAAAAGAGCAAAAAGAAAUUUGUCUCUUCCAGAGGUGAGAAGAAAGCUAAAAUCAGGGUGGCUGAAGGUAGCCAACGUGCUCCCAGACACACGUUAGACACCUGAGAGCAGACACACCCACUCGCACUCACGCAAACACACCACACACAUCACUUCCUUAGUGGAUUUAGUAGGAUUUUGUACAAAACAAAUAUAUAAAAAUUAAAAUUAACGCAGAUGAUUGCAUUCUAACGCCUUUUAAAAGACUUGGCUAGCCAAUUACAGGAAAUAUUCACACUCAUAACAGGACAAUUUAGGGUCUUCAAUGAAACAAAUAUGCAUGAUUUUCAAGAGUGCUUGAAGAACAAGCCAAGGUUCUUCAGACACAUUUCGCAUUGUGACUAAAUUAGACAAAACUAGCAUUGCUGUAGCUCAAUUUAGCUUAGCAUAGUUCAUCCAUUUUCUAUAGUGCUUAAUCUUAUUGGACUUAUAGUUGUUCCACAAUGCUUCCAAUUGUAAUUUCAUGACAAAAAGACCAUGAUUGUGACGCAGGAUAGCUGCACUUUGACGUUUUGUACUCUUCCUACUAAAUUCCAGCGGUAGCCGUUACAUAUUGACAUUUAGUUCGAUGAUGCAGUUUUCAGACUGACUUUGAAAAGAUAUGCAGCGCUUGCCUUUUUGUGUUCUAUCAAGUGAUGAUCUGUCACCGACGGGCUGUCGGUCAGCGGUGCGAAAAACGAGGGCCUCCCUCCUCGGAGGCUAGGGGGCAAACAGUAAUUAGGUGACAAGGACGUUGAUUUGCGGGGACAAGACACUGUAAAUACAAGCUCCCGUGAUCUGAACCCCGCCGUCAAUCCCAAUGCACUCAGUGGUCUCUUUGCAACUGUACUCGUGCUGUGAACGCACUGCAUGUGUAUCUCACUGUAUCUGUCAUGACAGAAAAAAAAUGUCUCUGGAAAAAUGAUUAGGAGCCCAAAAUUACUCUGAACAUUUUGCCAGUUUUUGAAAAUAAAUGCUCAAAUUGACAGUAUUUGGACUUCAAAAGGUUGGUGGUUAAUGGCAUAAAAUAAAAUGUUCAAUUUACUGAAAUUCAUAUGGUGGGUCAAGUCUACACACUAUUUUCAAAUGCCAGUUAUUAUAAGUAUUUAUGUAUAUGUUUGGUCUCUAGUAGAAGCAUAUGGAAGGUUUUAUGCAGCGUGGUUUUUGGCAGUGCUUUUAAUUUUCAUCUUAAUCUUUGUCUUUUGAAUAAAAAUACUUAUUAGUCUAGUCUUAGUCUAGUUUUUAUCAAUGCAAACUGUAAAUGUUUAGUCUGUAAAAUUAAAGUUUUAGUCUGAAAAUAAAUAAAUAAAUAAAUUAGUGUUGUCAAAUGAUUAAAAUUUUUCAUCGGGUUGAUUACAGUUUAAAAAUUAAUUAAUCGUAAUUAAAUGCAAUUCAAACCAUGUAUAAAAUAUGCCAUAUUUUUCUGUAAAUUAUUGUUGAAAUGGAAAGAUAAGACACAAGACGAAUAUAUACAUUCAACAUAUGGUCCAUAAGUACUGUAUUUGUUUAUUAUAACAAUAAAUCAACAAGAUGGCAUUAACAUUAUUGACAUUCUGUUAAAGCAAUCCAUGGAUAGAAAGACUUGUAGCACUUAAAACAGACAUGUCCAAAGUCCGGCCCGGGGGCCAAAUGCGGCCCGUGGUCAAAUUUCAUCUGGCCCCCAGCCUCUGUCAUAAAAUCAAUAACGUCUGACCCGCACACAGACUUGAUAAAUUGGUCAGCAGUACUGCUACCAGAAUAUGAAGUAGCUUACACACUAAAUGCUGCUCCUCAUUUACCCACUAAAAGGCAGCAGCACUCUAAGCUACAUUACCCCGUGUGACCCUUUACUUCCAUUUUUUUUCUAAAAUGACGAUAAUCAACAAAAAAAAGAAAGUUGACUGCGACGGCCGACGCUUCUAGGAUAGGUGGAAAUUAGACUAUUUCUUCACUAAAAUAUGCAAAAUCUGUGUAUGCUUAUUUGCAAAGAGACAGUCGCUGUUUUGUUUUUAGUUUUUACCAAACUAGACACGCUGAAAUGUGCGACAACAUUACAGGGAAGAUACGCAGCAAGAAAUUAAAGCAACUUGAAGCUAGUUUAAUUUCACAGAGUCAGUAUUUCGCAAGAGCUCGAGAGUCGAAAUUGCGAGAAUGUUGAAAUUAUUCAUUAAAAAAAAUAAUGAAGCAAAUGUGACAUACAGAAUGGCUUGCUAAAAUUUGCUUAAAUAUAUUGUUCUCUGUAAAGGACGUCAGCUGAGGUCGGCCCCCCACAUUUUUACCUCACAAAAUCUGGCCCACAUUACAAAAAGUUUGGACACCCCUGACUUAAAAGAUACAUUUUAGUACGAGUUAUAGAAAUUUUAUUUUAAAACCCCUCUUAAUGUAUUUGUUUGAAUAAAAUUUGUAAAAUUUUCAAUCAAAAAAUAAACUAGUAGCCAGCCAUUGUUGAUGUCAAUUAUUACACAAUGCUCAUGGGUCGCACCCAAGCACCAGCAGAGGGCGACAAAACUCCAAAAAACACAAGUAACAAGUGGCGAUAAGGCUGUACUGUCAUUUUAAUCUGUUUGAGCGGGGCAUGUGCGCUAAUUGAGUCAAAUAUUUUAAAGUGAUUAAUUGAAAAAAUUAAUUACCGCCCGUUAACGCGAUAAUUUUGACAGCCCUAAAAUAAAUGAAUAAAUAAAUAGGUAAAGCUUUCCAAAAAUUUCAACAUUGACAGACGAGAAUAUAUUGUAGCGUCUACAAGGACAUCGACUUCCUGGUGGCAAUACACACUCAGUAACAAAACAGUAUAUAACUUUCAAAUAAUUAUACUCACCUGGACGCCACGUACUGUGUGUAAAAAAAAUGUUGUCCGAGAGUUUUAGCACCAGCACAAGUCUAAUGCUAACAUGAAUGCUAUGCUAACUAGGGGUCGGAACUUCUUGGUACCUCACGGUACGAUUUGCGAUGCAAAUCUCACGAUAACUAUCUCACGAUAUGGCAAUAUGACAAUUAUUGAUACAUUUGUCAGGAAAUCUUCUCUAAAACAGCUAAUAAACAGAAAAAUCAGCUAUCUUAAUCUUUCUGCUGUAAGUUUAUCACUACCCACAUAGCAGUCCGACAUUGAAUAAACGUUGAUUUUUCCGUCAAAAUCAUCAGUAUGGUUGACAUCGAAAUUUUUGACGUCAAGUGAUGUUGAAACAACGUUGUGGUAUGUCAGGCGAUGGUUGGGUUAACAUUGUUUUAUAGUUGAUCAACUAGUUGAUUUAUGAUUGACCGGGUAAUAUGAUUGAAACGUCACUGAAUUAUGGAUGAGUGUGUGUUUUGGUCGAAAACAUAACAUUGAUUCAGCGUUGUUCCAAUAUUAUGAAUAAUCGAAAUGAUGUUUAAAUUUGUAAGGAUUUCAAUGCUGGAACAACAUUGAGAGUGCAAAAGUGACGUUGAUUCAACGAUAUAAGAUCGACAGCGGAAUGUUUAUCCAACAUCUUUUCCACGUCGGUCUGCUAUCUGGGUAGUAUACAUCCAAUCAACGAAUUGGGAGGGUGGCAGUGAAUGACUAACUAUGGGCAGUAGGCGAGGUACACCCUUAAUUGUUUGCCAGCCAAUCGCAGUGCACAAGGAGAAACACAGGAGCCCGGGAUUGAUCCCUUGAUCUCAGAACUGUGAGGCGGACAUGCUAAUCACUCUGCCACCAUGCCGGCCUAGAUUAACAUUAGCCAUAUUAUGGCUAAUUGCAUUGUGAUGCCCCACUAGAUGAUUUAUUUUUUGAUAAUGCUGCCAUAACAAAUCCCAAAAAUCUUAGUUUAGAGACACUAAAUGGCCAAUAGGCAUAACUGCAGUGCUAAGCUGUAACCAGCCCUUGUACAAAGGCAGAAGGCUUCUACAUUCACUUUGAAGGCAACAUGCAUAUUGGCCCAAAAACGAUAAUGAAAAACCGUUGGUAACACUUUGUAAUAGACUAUCCGUUUUACUAGUUAAUAGAUCAUUAGCAAACUGUUGAUAAAUGAUUUAUUGUUGAUUUGUGAAGUAUUUGUUAACAGUUUGUUAAGCAUUUACAGGGUGUUCCAAUAUGGUUGACCCCAUUCUAAAUGCCCAUGCUAGUUGAUGGAUCUUAAUAAAACUAUAUACACUUUAUGUUGAAGGUCAUAAGUUUUAUUGGUUAAAUAUACGAAGAAAAUUACAAAUAUUUGUUCGGUUCUAUGGCAGAUUUUCAUAAAUGUGCAACAUGAGUGCUGCCUGCAAAAUGCUUUAUCAAAAUGCCUUUUCUUCUUUUUCUUAGCCUGAAAAGAUAGAAAUGCCAAACGCUACACGCAAAAACUUGAAACGUUUCAACACAAACUGUGUUUUAGGCUUAAGAACACCCUGUAAAUGCGUAACAAACUGUUAACAAAUACUUCACAAAUCAACAAUAAAUCAUUUAUCAACAGUUUACUAAUGAUCUAUUAACUAGUAAAACGGAUAGUUACUAUAAAGUGUUAUCAAACCGUUGUUGAUAUUAACACAUAUCUUUUUAAAAUGACAUACCCGACAAUAUCGGACCUCAUUAAUGUCCACCUAUGUGGACGCCAGGCCUCAAAGAGUAUUAUAUUAUUAUUUUAAAGAAUUGAACAAAGUCGUAUUUUUCAUAUUAUUAUUAUUUUUUUCAUCAUUAAAUUGAUAAAUUAAUAAAACGUUCAUAAAAUUAAAAUGAAGAAAAAAUAAGGUGUAGUUUUGGCCCCAAAAAAUACUGUAUAUUUCAAUUCAUUUAAACUGGGAGGAUUGGCUAUAAAUCUUUCAGAGUCAUUGAUGGUGCUAGAUGCCCAAUGUAUUUUGACUGGGGGGGCUGGCAGCGAUCAUACAUCUGUCUGUCAUCCAAUGAGUUUGUUUUCAAUAUCAUAAAAACUGGCGUUUGAAAAAGUGUGUAGAGAUUAUAUCCACUGUACCUGUAAAUAGCAAAUUAGACAAUUUUGUGGUUAUCUCUAGUUUUUCUCCAGAGCUGUACAUGUGUUAUAAGUAUAGGCCCUCUAUCAUUGUUAUAAUUUUAUGAUAUAAUUAUGCUGAUGUAUGACAAUAACUUAUUCUCGUUUCUGGGUUAUGUAGUUUUUAGACGUACAUAAACUGGAAAAAUGUAUUGCUGUUGAUAUUUGUGUUUGUGAUAUUACAAUUUGAAUGAUAAUGUACAGCCAAAAUGAUACAAAACCACUAUGAUCAAUACCGGAAACUUUUUUUUUUUUUUUUGUAUUCUCAACAUGAUCUGAUGAAAAUAAAAGACAGUUUAAGCACUUGUAAAAGCGG
This is a messenger RNA of Corythoichthys intestinalis (scribbled pipefish), 8055 nucleotides long. RefSeq names its product sema domain, immunoglobulin domain (Ig), short basic domain, secreted, (semaphorin) 3E (gene sema3e). Gene Ontology annotation, biological process: axon guidance; semaphorin-plexin signaling pathway; negative chemotaxis. The coding region runs from base 541 to 2910 and encodes 789 amino acids. Gene Ontology annotation, molecular function: semaphorin receptor binding; chemorepellent activity. The record is from RefSeq and is a predicted model, not a curated record. Gene Ontology annotation, cellular component: plasma membrane. The transcript has 17 exons. Lineage: Eukaryota; Metazoa; Chordata; Actinopteri; Syngnathiformes; Syngnathidae.